AUGAGACUCGCUCUUCUUAGUCUCCCCUUCGCGGCUGCUCUGGCUAGCGCAGUCCCCUUCAAGGGUUACCAGCAAAAGGUGAAGGAGAGUAUCUAUAGCCCACCCAGCGGGUGGUACAAGCAUGCUCCCGCGCCCAAGCACCAUUUGCUCGAGCUCAAGAUCGCUCUUCCUCAGCUCAAAUUCCCGGAGCUCGAGCAGCACCUCUGGGAGGUGAGCGACCCGAGUCACCCACGUUAUGGGGCACACCUGUCGAAGCAGGAGACCGAAGCACUCAUGGCACCCCACCCCGAGACUUUGGACAUCGUCAGCAAUUGGCUUGCCUCGCACGGUCUAGCGGAAGAAGAUAUCAUCCGAUCAUCUGCAAACGAUUGGGUCACUAUUCGUGUCCCAGUCGGUCUCGCAGAAGAAAUGCUGACUACUGAUUAUCAUGUUUACAAGCACGCUCAGACUGGAGAGAGCAUCGUCCGGACCAUGAGCUAUAGUCUCCCUGAGAGCUUGCACGACCACGUCGAUCUUAUUCAGCCUACUACCAUGUUCGCUCGUUUCAAGGCGUUCAAGAGCACGCUGCACCAGUCUAAUCAUGUACGGCCUGCGGCCUCGAGCCCGUCUGGUUCAACGAUUACAGGGCCUGCAGGCAACCAGGUUGAUGCGAGUUGCAACGAUACGAUCACUGUUUCGUGUUUGAGACAGUUAUAUAACGCGGUGGAUUAUAACACGUCUGCCACGAACGGAAAUACUCUGGGUAUCACUGGUUAUCUUAACGAGUCUACCAAUAACAAAGACCUUCAACAAUUCUAUAAGCUUCAGAACCCAUCUGCUUACGGCUCAAACUACACUACCGUGCUCAUUCAUGGUGGCCAGAACAACCAGAGCUAUGAAGCAGCAGGCCUUGAGGCCAACCUUGACACUCAGUUCGGCUUUGGACUCACUUGGCCCACGCCCAGAACGUUCUACUCGACUGGCGGCGAGCCCGAAUUCGACUCCGAUUUGUUGACGGAGGGUGAUACGAACGAGCCCUACUCAUACUGGCUUGAACACGUCCUUUCGCAGGAUACAAUUCCGCAGUCGAUCUCCACAAGUUAUGGCGACGAUGAGCAAACUGUCCCGCGCUCUUACGCGACUCGUAUUUGCAAUGGCAUGGCAGCACUCGGUGCUCGUGGUAUCUCAGUGAUGUUCUCUUCUGGCGACGGCGGUGUGGGUGAUGGAGUUGCAUAUCCCGAUAAGCCUCUCAAGCACCAGUGUUAUUCCAACGACGGUCAUAAUACCUCGAUGUUCCUGCCUGUGUUCCCUGCUUCCUGCCCAUUUGUAACUGCUGUCGGUGGAACUGUUAACAUCCCCGAGAUCGCCGCGUCCUUUUCUGGUGGUGGUUUUAGUAACUAUUUUGGUCGUCCUUCGUACCAGGAUGAUGCUGUCUCGGCAUAUUUGGCAACGCUCACUCCCGGCUCUUACAAAGGCCUCUAUAACUCCACAGGACGUGCAUACCCGGACGUAUCAUCACAAGCGGCAAGCUUCUUGGUAGUUUACCAAGGCCAGCCGACACCACUGGAUGGUACAUCCUGUGCCGCGCCCGCAUUCACUGCGUUUGUUUCCAUGCUGAACGAUGCACGUCUUAGUGCCGGAAAGGCUGCUCUCGGCUUCUUGAAUCCUUUCUUGUAUUCCACUGGCUACAAAGCAUUAAAUGAUAUUACGGAGGGUCGCAACCCAGGAUGUCAAACUGAGGGCUUCAAUGCCACAGUUGGAUGGGAUCCUGUCACCGGAUACGGUACACCCAACUUCGAGAAGUUGAAGGACUUGGUCAUGGCCAUGUAGAGGAAUAGACAGGAUUAAAGGGUUACAUAUAUCGCGGACAACUCCUAAUAAUGAGCACGUAGUGCGCCAGAGACUGAGCGAUUUGAGGCGACCAGAUCGACGCUGGAAACAA
Molecule: messenger RNA, 1921 nt
Organism: Suillus clintonianus
Lineage: Eukaryota; Fungi; Basidiomycota; Agaricomycetes; Boletales; Suillaceae
Product: peptidase S8/S53 domain-containing protein
Exons: 10
Coding region: 1-1809 (602 amino acids)
Biological process (GO): proteolysis
Molecular function (GO): tripeptidyl-peptidase activity; serine-type endopeptidase activity
Source: RefSeq, a predicted model, not a curated record